UGACGGUUUAUCAUAUGAUGAUGGCUUGCGGGUGUAUUUAUUCCGGCCCCCGGGGAGAGCUCCUGGCUUUCGGCUCUCACUGCAGCUCAGCUCCCAAGGGGGUCUUUUAGCAAUGCAGAGCAUCGCAGAACACGGCAGGCUGAAUGCCACGGGCAAAAUGACCUUCCUUUCCCGAAUGGAAACCUUUGCAGCCGCCCACAGGCUGAGCAGCAAAUUGCUGAAUGAUGAAGAAAACCGGAAGUUCUUUGGGAAAUGCAACCAUAGCCACGGCCACAAUUAUAAAGUGGUGGUGACUGUACGUGGAGAGAUGAAUCCCAUCAGUGGCAUGUUUAUGAACAUUUACCAGCUUCAGGAAUAUAUGCAGGAAGCUAUUCUGGAGCCUCUGGACCACAAGAACCUGGACCAGGACGUGGAUUUUUUUGCUGAUGUUGUAAGCACGACGGAGAACUUAGCCAUAUACAUCUGGAACAACCUGGAAAAAAUCCUCCCGGCAGGAUGCCUGCACAAAGUCAAGCUCUACGAAUCUGACAAAAACUUCAUUGUUUACAAGGGAGAAUAAAAAAAUGUAGACAA
Molecule: messenger RNA, 573 nt
Organism: Heteronotia binoei (common prickly gecko)
Lineage: Eukaryota; Metazoa; Chordata; Lepidosauria; Squamata; Gekkonidae
Product: 6-pyruvoyl tetrahydrobiopterin synthase-like
Exons: 6
Coding region: 113-559 (148 amino acids)
Biological process (GO): tetrahydrobiopterin biosynthetic process
Cellular component (GO): mitochondrion
Molecular function (GO): 6-pyruvoyltetrahydropterin synthase activity
Source: RefSeq, a predicted model, not a curated record